Molecule: messenger RNA, 4403 nt
Organism: Cherax quadricarinatus
Lineage: Eukaryota; Metazoa; Arthropoda; Malacostraca; Decapoda; Parastacidae
Product: WSCD family member AAEL009094
Molecular function (GO): sulfotransferase activity
Source: RefSeq, a predicted model, not a curated record
AGUUUCAGGUAAUGAUGAUUGUGAUGCAGGAGUCAUGAUGUUGAUGGUGCAACUGGUUAAUGGCGUCACCUACCUGUGAGACGUGCUAUACCUAGAUGUUGGAGUGCAGGCGGUAGUUGGAGAUGCGGCGGUGGUGGCGAUGGGUGGCGUGUGCGGGAGGCUGGAUAGCUCUCACCUACACCUUCUUCCUUGGCUUCGUCACCAUCGUCUCCCUGACUGAUCCUUCUCUCAUACGCACAUACCAGCCACCCCUUGACAACAUGGCGCCUCGGGGAUCAUGGGGCUGGACAUCUCGGCGUGGUGGACGGGGAGCUCGACUACCUUGGUGUCAGCCACUACACUGGAGGGAGCCUCCAGGACCCGCCACCGCCCUCGUCUCCUUCCCUGGCUCUGGAAACACCUGGAUCAGAUACCUUCUCCAGCAGGUAACCGGUUACUAUUCAGGAAGCGUCUACAAGGAUUACGCCCUUAUGAAGAAUGGCUUCCCAGCAGAGUCUAUCUCCAAUGGCUCCGUUGUGGUGGUGAAGACUCACGAAUGGGGCCCUGAGAUACGGAAGUCGUUUUCCAGAGCAAUCUUGGUGAUGAGAGAUCCAUACCUGGCUAUUCAAGCAGAAUUUAAUCGGCAAAGUGGUGGUCAUAUUGGUCAUGCUCAGCCUGACAAAUAUACACGAGACGGAGGCCACUACUGGGAGAAGUUUGUGACUAACAAAGCCUUGGCGUGGAUGAACACAACUCUUGAUUGGUUAAAAUUUAGUGGUCCUCUACAUCUAGUUUUCUACGAGGACCUCCUGGAUAAUCUACCCGAAGAGAUGAGAAGAAUACUCGAGUUCUUAGAUCUGGAGGUCACGGAAAAUAAUUUUGAUUGCAUGAUAAGGCAUCAAGAUGGAAUAUAUAAAAGAAGAAGGAGGCCAUUGAAUUUUGACCCAUUUACACCUAAACUGCGAAAAUUUGUAGACAAAUGUAAACGUCUGGUAGACCAAGCAGUGAGGGAGGUCCUGGCUGGUGGCGAUGUUAAACUGGUAUUAAAUAAUUUGAAAUAUUCCAAUGAUAGCAACGGGAACCAGAAGUCUGUAACUAGAUGAUGAUCAGACGGGAGCAACUUUUAUUUUAAGUUAGUUAUAGUCUACGUAGAUUACAUCAUUGUCCAUGUUAUGAUUAGGUUCCAUUUACUGUGUAACUGUGAUAUUUUACUAAUUAAAAUUAAUCAUAUUUCGUAUUUGUAUCCAUGAUUUCUUUCACGGACUUUAAAAUGUUAUUAUUUAUGUGUAUAUGUCAAACCUCUUUUACAGGGUAUACUUUCCUAGUUAGGUGCCCAUGAAGACAUGCUUCUUGGUAACUUGUAUCAACACAUGCCCUCUUGUCUAUGCAAAUCUUCAGUCUUCUCCUCAUUUACUUCACACUUUUAUAAUAUAGAUUCUACAUUGCCCAGCAUGUUCACCUCCCUUCUAUCCCUGGAUAAUUAUAUAGCCUCUUGCCCAACACAUUUAUAUUAAUUACCUUUGUUUACCAUUCCAUUUAUAUUCACUUAUAUACUGAUUAGCCAGUAACGACUACAAGUACAUGCUACUCUAUGCGAUCCUCUCAAUUAGUCAUUAGAACAUCCUAUUCUAUUCUAUUUGAUUUGCUGGUAUGGAUCCCGGCCCGGGUCUCUUCCAAUUUGGUGACCCGGCAUUGGGCACUGGUUCCCCGGGUAGGGAAGUGUCGUUUAUCUUUUCUCUAACAUGCGUGGCAGUCCUUCGGUGGGAAGGGGGGUUCCUCUCCGGUUCUAUGGACAAAUGUCCCAAAAGUUAAAUUGCUACAACGGCGGUUGGUGCGGGGUGCAAGGGAGGCCCAAAGCAGGCGCUCACAGCGACGUCAGCGGGGGUUGUGACGUGCAAUGACUGGGAGUAAGGUUUCCAAGUCUGAUGGCUAAGUACACAAGAUGUGCCGCCUCAUCCUCCCGGGCCUGCUCCACUGGGGUCAUUGGGAAGUGUCUACAGCGAAGGGGCAUCGUAGCUGGGCAGUCUAACAGGUAGUGCACCACUGGUUUCGGAACCAUUCGGUCACAAUGGGCACAGAGCUCCUCUUGUACCGGUUCAACAAUCCGCGCAGUGGUGGGAAACCCUAAGCGUAGGCGGUGGAUAUACACCCGCAGUCUCUGGUCUGCUUCCGAAUACUUGGAGGGGGCGCCCCGCCCUGUGAGUCGCCCUGUCAUACCAGCGGAGGCUUCGUAAAUCCCCAGGGUCAGGGAGUGGGCGCCUGGCCACACUGGCAGCCCAUAGAAUAAUCUGGCUGUGGCUGAUGGAAAUUGCAACACGUGGCUGUGCCUCGAGGGUUGCGGUCUUCGCAGCCUCAUCUGCGGCAUCAUUGCCAGGAAUACCCACAUGGCUCGGGAUCCAGUUGAUGGUGGCUCUGCGACCCUGGGCCAUGAGCGUCUGCAGGUCGCCCCGGAUGGAUGUGAUUGUAUGUUGUCCUUGGCUCUCUGUGCAUAAUUGCCUGGAUUGCUGCCUUGGAAUCAACAUGGAUGACGGGGGGAUGCUGAUGGUCUGCAAUUGCAUGCUGCAGAGCUUGUUGGAUGGCAAAGAGUUCAGCCUGAAGUAUGGUGCAAUGGUCAGAGAGGCACCAACCUGCUGUCAGAUUGUUGUGGAACAUCCCAGCAGCUGUGCGGCCUGCCACUGGGUCUCUGGAGCCAUCAGUGUAAUAUGGAACACACCCUGGGCCUUCCCCACCCACAAUGCUAGCCGAGGCGAGUCGUUGCAGAAUGUCCUGGGGGCAAUACCUCCUGCUGCCUGGUAGGGCUGUCCAGUGCACCGCCAGCAGCUCUGGCGCCCAAGGAGGCAGCACCGUGUAGUUUGCUGCCGGUCUGUCGCAGCCUCCUGCCUGGAGCAAUGUCAUGGGCAGGAGCUUCCUUGUGACGUCUGCAAUUGACCACAUCCAUCGGCGGCCGGGGUGCACUGGUAUGACAUGUCCCUAGUAGACCCUUAAAUCCCUCAUCAGUUUUUCAGCCCCUGGGAGUCGGAGGUACUUUGCUAUCCUCUUGGCAGCUACAAGUUGAAUCCUGUCCUCAAGGGGCUGCAGCUGCGCCUCAAGGUUCAGAGAUACCGCAUUGGCCCACCUAGGCGCCCCCAGCAUGGCCCGUACAGCUGUGUUCUGGACCACACAGAGACACUUGAUGUUCGUGGGCCUGGCGUGAACCAGAGCAAGUGCUCCAUAGUCGAUGCCAGAGCGUACUGCCUGUAUGUAGAGCAACCUAUUAGAACAGUGGAAACUGCAGAUAUAUAUGUUAUAUUCUCUGUCCAUUUCCUUCUCGGUAGUAACACAAUAACUUGAUCAUAGUGCUUAUUAUUAUUAUUAUUAUUAUUAUUAUUAUUAUUAUUAUUGUUGUUGUUAUUAUUAUUAAGUAUUAUUAUAUUUAUUGUUAUUAUUAUCAUUAUUAUUAUUAUUAUUAUUAUUAUUAUUAUUAUUAUUAUUAUUAUUAUUAUUAUUAUUAUUAUCAUCAUUUUUAUUAUUAUUCAUAAGGAAUCGCUAAAGCCCUAGAGAUUUUACAAGGCCCGGAAAAUUUGAUGUAAUCAGACUUGUUUAAAGGAAGAGGACAAUAGUUCCAACUCCUUGGAUCAAGAGUUCCUCACCAGCAUCAAAGCUCCUACCACGAAGGAUUUCGUUCUUUGAUAAAUCUCUAUAUUUUCUCCUUAUAAGAAAACUCUCUUCCUUUCUUCGACUUAACUAUUCCAUUCAUUUUUCUUGUGUCAUCUUUCCUGAUUUUGAACUGUUUCACAUUUCUAACUUUGGUUUUUAGAGUAAGUAAUUUUCCACCUCGUACUUAGGAUAUUGAACUUUUGUGCUCAUUCCUAAAGUUGUUGCACUCUUAAUUCUUCUUCCAGCCACCGAAGGAAUUAUUUUAGACCUAGUCUUUGGCACCUUUUACAUUUAACAGGAUAUAUGCAUUCUAAAUCAAAUUCAAUGCAACACUGUGACAUCCAGGCUGUUGCUCCAUCCACUCCAAGAUUCCUAUGAUUUGUAGCAUUUUAAACUUUAUUUACGUAAGAAAAGAAUUGUUAUAUUAAUUUAGAGAGUGUAUUGUAGUCUUGGCUUUAGUGGUACUUUUUUAUAUAAAACAAUCAAAAUUUACUGUACAUAGUUUUUAUUUUUCAAAAAAUUUAAAAAAUGGUUUUUAUGCUUCAGAAUUUUAUUCAGGUCCUCUAUACAGACAAAAUAUUUUUGAAACCCUAAUGAUUUGUAAACGAGAUGUAGCAUUUUAGCAAUCUGAAUAGAUGUCUUAAUUUAAUUUUAAGCCAAUUUUAGAUAUACAGUACUUGAUAUCAGUUACUGAUAUCUUGUCCUCUUUGUACUUCAUGAAAUAUGGAUCAAUACAUCUGGAGUGUAUGGUAUUGUUGUAUAGUUAUGAAAAUAAAUCCAAUUUUACA